Anolis carolinensis (green anole) is the source of this 790-nucleotide messenger RNA. RefSeq names its product Purkinje cell protein 2 (gene pcp2). The record is from RefSeq and is a predicted model, not a curated record. Lineage: Eukaryota; Metazoa; Chordata; Lepidosauria; Squamata; Anolidae. The transcript has 4 exons. Gene Ontology annotation, molecular function: guanyl-nucleotide exchange factor activity; protein binding. Bases 174 to 629 code for a protein of 151 amino acids.
CUAAGAGCAGCAUCAGGGCAUCAGGGCUGUCAUAGUAGCCAGAGGGUGUGCAAAGUGCACAGUGCUGAGAGAGGUCCUGGGCAGCCCACUCGAGGGGGAUAAACUGCUUUGUCACUCGGGCAAGGCGAAGGGACCAAUUCUGAGCAGUGUGAGUACCAAAAAGGUGUCUCACGAUGACAACAGUGGAAGCCAAAGCUGAAGAGGAAGAGAAAAAAGAGCCCGAUUCAGAGCCUGCACCUGCUCCAGUUUCAGAAGGAGCUCCUCCGGAGGCAGCACCAGUUGCAGAUCCAGAAGCAGUGCCAGCUGCACCAGCUUCUAACCCAUCUAGCGGGACGGGCUCCCCAGAACAAGAGGGGUUCUUCAAUCUGCUGAGCCAUGUACAAGGAGGACGCAUAGAUGGGCAACGCUGCAACAUUCAGAUUGUGCACAGCAGCAAGAGUGGCUCAGAUUCUCAGAAGAAGGACAGCCCCAGCCCACCACCAGAGAUGGACAACUUUAUGGAUAUGCUGGCACAAACACAGAGCCGGCGUAUGGAUGAUCAACGCGUCAGCUUUAACUACCUCCCAGGCUUCCAAAACACUGACCGCAAUAGCAGCAACAAACCAGCCUCUGGAACCACAAAGAAAUGAAUACUUCCCAACCCGGGUCAGGGAAGGCACAGACAGACAUGGGCCUGAUGCCGCCAAGCACUGCACUCCACCACUCGCCCUAUAGCACCCCUCACUGCAGUACCUGCCCCACACAUUCUCUGUAAAUGUCCUGCCACUUCAAUAAAGGCUCAGAUGUUUUC